GUCUGUUUACUUUUUGGUUAUUUUUAAACUUGUGUGUUUUCAGUUGCAAUGAAUUGUGGGUAAAAUACAAAACACCCACCGAAUAAAUUUGUCUAGCAAAUACUUUUCCUGCUGAUUGAUGAUGUGAUGGUCUUCUGUUGCGAGUAGAAAACCAGACAGCAGGAUGAUUGGCGGGUUGUUUAUAUACAACCAUAAAGGGGAGGUUCUCAUUUCCCGUGUCUACAGAGAUGAUAUUGGGCGUAAUGCAGUAGACGCAUUCCGUGUCAAUGUUAUACAUGCGAGACAGCAGGUUAGAUCACCAGUGACAAAUAUAGCUAGAACAAGUUUUUUCCAUAUAAAAAGGUCAAACAUCUGGUUGGCUGCAGUGACAAAGCAGAAUGUCAAUGCUGCCAUGGUGUUUGAGUUUCUACACAAGAUGACCGAUGUUAUGGCAGCCUACUUUGGAAAGGUUACUGAAGAAAAUAUCAAGAACAACUUUGUUCUCAUUUAUGAAAUACUCGAUGAAAUUCUGGACUUUGGCUACCCACAGAAUACUGAUACAGGAAUCUUGAAAACGUUUAUUACACAGCAAGGAGUGAAAACACAGUCGAAAGAAGAAACCAGUCAGAUCACGUCUCAAGUCACCGGUCAGAUUGGAUGGCGACGAGAAGGAAUCAAAUAUCGUAGAAACGAGCUCUUCCUGGAUGUCCUGGAAUCGGUGAACCUUCUCAUGUCACCUCAGGGUCAGGUCCUGUCUGCCCAUGUCGCUGGCCGUAUUAUAAUGAAAAGUUACUUGUCGGGAAUGCCAGAAUGUAAAUUUGGUAUUAAUGACAAGGUCUUAAUGGAAAGCAAGGGAGGCAAAUCUGGACAAGAUGACGGGCGUGGGUAUGUGAAGAGCACAUCGGGGACAUCGUCAUCAGGGAAGACAUCUAUUGCAAUUGAUGACUGUCAGUUCCAUCAGUGUGUGAAACUGAGCAAGUUUGAAACAGAACAUAGUAUCAGCUUUAUCCCACCAGAUGGAGAGUUUGAACUAAUGAGGUAUAGAACAACCAAGGAUAUAAGUCUGCCAUUUAGAAUUAUUCCCCUUGUACGAGAGGUCGGCAGACAGAAGAUGGAGGUCAAGGUUGUCGUUAAGUCUAACUUUAAACCUUCACUUCUUGCCCAGAAAGUUGAGGUUCGAAUCCCAACUCCAUUGAACACAAGUGGUGUGCAGGUGAUUUGUAUGAAAGGCAAAGCCAAAUACAAGGCUAGUGAAAAUGCCAUUGUGUGGAAGAUAAAGAGAAUGGGUGGUAUGAAGGAGUGUCAGCUGAGUGCAGAGAUAGAGCUACUCAAUACCAAUGAUAAAAGAAAAUGGACCAGGCCACCUAUAUCUAUGAACUUUGAGGUAUAGUUUGUGCUUUUAUAUCUCUACUUUGCAUUUU
Molecule: messenger RNA, 1400 nt
Organism: Mercenaria mercenaria
Lineage: Eukaryota; Metazoa; Mollusca; Bivalvia; Venerida; Veneridae
Product: AP-2 complex subunit mu
Exons: 10
Coding region: 164-1369 (401 amino acids)
Biological process (GO): intracellular protein transport; clathrin-dependent endocytosis
Cellular component (GO): cytoplasmic vesicle; AP-2 adaptor complex
Molecular function (GO): clathrin-cargo adaptor activity
Source: RefSeq, a predicted model, not a curated record